UAGAUUCCUCGCCCCGGGACAGCCAGGGGGCCAGGCAGCAGACCGGCGAGAGAAUCCAAACCCCCAAGAUGGCACUGGUGCAGAUCUAUGAUGGUGGAAGUGCCGGGCGUCGGGGCCCGUAGGCGCGCGGGGGAGGGCGGGCGCAAACGGCACGCGGCCCCCUGGUUGCCUGUAGAUCGUCCGGAACCGUGGAAGACAGGCCGAGCCGUGUCGCAGCGAGUCUGUUAGUUUUUGACUUUUUGACUUUUUGCGCCAUGUUGUUUGGCUUUUUCCCUUUCCCACAGGCCCCGGAAUUUUUAGCGCAUGGCCCCUAGCCUAACGGCCCCCAUCUGUAGCGGGUUGGGGGAAAUAAAACGCGCGCCGGGGCCUCCGAGAUUCAUUGCGCCGGCACCGCUGCGCAUCCGCGGCAUGUAUGAGGAAGAGGCGGGCCCCCUGUUUUGCCUUGGGGCGUGCUGCCCGCACCACCGAGCUUGGCGCUUUGCAUGGUUUCGCGCCUCUUUGUUUGCGCAGCAGCUUCGGCGAUGCUGGAGCGUCCGGCCAACAAGGGCCACGGCGGGGGGGGGCUUCGCGGGGGAUGCGAAAAUAAAAGCAGGGCGCGCCGAACGCUCGAGAUGCAAAAAAGCAGAUGAAGGCGCCCGCCCCUACCUUUUGAGCAAGUGCCAGGAAGCCGCGGAGACGGCGC
This is a messenger RNA of Amoebophrya sp. A120, 682 nucleotides long. The record is from the annotation of a GenBank genome assembly. Lineage: Eukaryota; Dinophyceae; Syndiniales; Amoebophryaceae.